Molecule: messenger RNA, 3133 nt
Organism: Phlebotomus argentipes
Lineage: Eukaryota; Metazoa; Arthropoda; Insecta; Diptera; Psychodidae
Gene: MESK2
Product: protein NDRG3
Exons: 9
Coding region: 150-1400 (416 amino acids)
Biological process (GO): signal transduction
Cellular component (GO): cytoplasm
Source: RefSeq, a predicted model, not a curated record
UGUACUCACGUAAUUAAAUUGUAAUCGAAUUUCGUGCGAAGUGGAAGUGAAAGACAGAGUCUCCGGCGUGAAAAGUGAAAAUUUGUGGUGAAAAGUGUUCUGCCCGUUCUUGAUUAGCACGUGAAUCGUUUCCCAAGAGAUUAUCGAAGAUGCCCCAGUCUGAGGGGGGUUAUGUGUCGCUGGAGAACGGGCCUCGGUCCGUGUACAAUGCCACGACGGAGCCUGCGUCGGGGGCUCAGUCGGUGCUCGAGUCCGUGAAGCGGGCGAUUGGGCAGGCGAUCGGCGGGCACCAGGACCCGCCGCUGCUCAACGCCAAGUCGACGAACAUCAGCAUCGUGAGCUCCAGAGACCGAGACAAAAGUGGUCGACCAACGAACAACAGGAUGCCAUCCGCUCCGACUCACACUGCCGAAGAGGCACGUCUCCUUGGAGCUAUGCCAGUGGAUCCAAUGGAUGACAUUGAGUUGCGUUCCGUCCAGUUGCAAUUUCCCAACUCACGUGGCUCGAUAGCUGACUCUUGCGACUUGAGGCGCGUGCCAACGGACAAGGGAGACAUCCUCGUGGCCAUUCAGGGUGACACCACAAAGCCGGCGAUUCUCACGUACCAUGAUCUUGGACUCAAUUACUUGUCCAGCUUUGCGGGCUUCUUCAACUAUCCAACAAUGCGAGGACUGUUGGAGAACUUCUGCGUGUACCACGUGACGGCUCCUGGGCAAGAGGAAGGCGCUCCGACGCUGCCCGAGGACUACGUCUAUCCGACGAUGGACGAGUUGGCGGCUCAGCUGCUGUUUGUGCUGUCGCACUUCGGUCUGAAGACCGUGAUUGGCUUCGGUGUUGGCGCGGGUGGGAACAUCCUGGCCCGCUUCGCCUUGGCCAAUCCGGAGAAGGUGGGCGCGCUGUGUCUGCUGAACUGCGUGUCAACGGCCGCCGGAUGGAUCGAGUGGGGCUACCAGACGUUCAAUGCGCGCUUCCUGCGCACCAAGGGCAUGACACAGGGCGUCGUGGAUUACCUCAUGUGGCAUCACUUUGGCAGGAAUCUCGAGGAGCGCAAUCACGAUUUGGUGCAAAUGUACAAAAACCACUUCGAGCGCUCCAUCAAUCCCACGAAUCUGGGCAUGUGGAUCUACUCGUACAUCCAUAGGACUGACCUCAACAUCGCACGCACUCCGUCUGGCUCUCCGCAGCAGAACAGCACAACGCUUAAAAUGCCGAUCAUCAACAUCACUGGAGCCCUUUCUCCGCACGUCGACGACACUGUGACUCUCAAUGGACGUCUCGAUCCGACAAAUUCCAGUUGGAUGAAAAUUCAAGAUUGUGCAAUGGUUCUUGAGGAGCAACCGGGAAAAUUGGCUGAAGCUUUCAGGCUUUUCCUUCAGGGUGAAGGCUAUGAGAAAAUUUAAAGACAAAAAUGCUGAACUAAAAGAAAUCAUGCCACAGAGCGCAGUCAGACAAAAAUGAAUGAGAAAAAAAACACAGAAAUCACGCAAAAGAGAAAAAUACCAAGAGAAAGUUGUAAAAUGACAAAUCCUACUCCCCAAAACACACGCUUUCUUCAUUCACCGCCCACCACCCACUCGCAACACAUCCGCCCACCAUUCAACGAACACACUAAUGUCUAACGAAAAUGGUAUUGGAUCAGCAUCACCGCUCAUUGCGACGCCGGCGCUCAGGUGGCUCCGCAGUCGCACCGGCAGCGCCGCCAGCAACAACAACGACAUCUUCAGUGACGCUUACGCAAACAGCGUGAACGGCAAUAUGGCCGCCAAGGAGAUCCGCAUCACGGAGAAUCCCUUCGUGACCUGCUAGAGAUUCGCUCCGGCGUCCAAUACGCGCAGCCGAAACUGGACGAAGCGCAAAUUUCGCACUGUGCGCCUCCUAAUCGUACACUAAUUUAUUGCCUUCGAGCGGAGACAUUAUUUUUCCUCAGUUGGGAGCCAUUUUGAUCGUUUUUUUUAUCUUUACUUAUUGUUUUCUAGAGAGAAUACUUAAGCAAAUCUCAGAAGGAACUUUUUUUUCUAUCACUUUGAGCGCAAUUUGAGCAUCAGCAGUCCAGAGUUGAUUAUAGAAAACAUAUCAGAAAAUUCUAUCCCUUGAUUCGUUCUCACGAAGAGUAGCGCGGGAAGAGCAGCAGUUUAGGAGAUGUGAAGAUGUUCAAAGUGAGCACGCAAUCGAGUUCCUAAGACAUAUUUUGCCAAUUUGGCGACGGCACUAAAGAGCAAAUAAGUUCAUAUCAUAAUUAUUUCUAUCCUAGACUCUUAUUAUUUGCAGACGAGGGAAUGAGAAAACUGAUGCUGAGACAAAUAUCAAAUUGAAGAAUAAAAAACACAUCUUAGUGUGACUUAGGUAGACAAUAUAACUUGGUGGGGUGUGAGAAAACAGUGGUUUUUCCCCGGGGUGGAGAAGGAAAAGAGCCAGAUUAAGAUAUUUUUGCAAUGCAAAUAAAUGCAACUUUUACUUAAGUAGAGUGAGAAAUCUAUGAGAAACAUAUUCCUAAUAAAUGACAUAGAAAUGUCCAGUAGUGAUUGUUGCGUCUCAGUUUUAUCAAAUGGAUAAAAAAGGCAUUUUGCAGAGAAAGCACUUGGAGGAAAAAGAAAAAUUCUACUGCCAGAAAUUCACAGAAUAGAAAAGAAAACAGAUAAAAAUUUGUAUUGCAAAAAUUCAAUUCUCCCAAUUUAUUGAUUUUCAAAAAUGACACAAAAAUUUCUGGUUAAAACGCGAUCACGUGAAAAAAAGGGGUUAAGAAAGUGUGGAAUGAUAAAUAGUUGAAUUAACAAAAACCAAUACUUAGAGAUGAUGAAAUGCAUGAAAAACUACAAGAAACAAUGAAAAUUUUAGAUGACGAGAGAAAAUCCUGUAGAGCUUUACAUGUUCAGAUAAACCUAUUUAUGAAUAAAUAUAAUCCUUAAGAGGAGCAGAUGGAAUUUAAGCAUAAAAUAUAGAAAUAAAUGGCCUCAUGCAUCAUUGGAGCAUUUUAAAUGGCAGGACGUAGAGUAUUGAUUAGUGAGUGAAAUGUAUAAUUAUUAAAUGGUAGAUAAAUUGUAUUCUUGCUACAAAACAAUUGUACUUAAUGAGAAACAUUCCGUUCUUGCAGCUAAAAAAGACAAUUUUCAAAGAGUGUUAAAAUCAGAAGAAA